AUGUUCCGACUACUGGCCUGCUUGGCCCUCUUCGGGCAGCUUCACGGACUCUCUUUGCCGCAGCUGAUCAAAAUCUAUGGAGGCCACGACGCUCCCAUCGGGGCGUAUCCUUUUCUGGUGAACUUGCGGCGGGGCGGUCGCUUCAGAUGCGGCGGUUUUCUGGCUACACCAAGCUGCGUGGUCACGGCAGCCCAUUGCCUGCAGAACCGUCGCCACGUCUACGACGUGACAGUGCACGCCCAGCUGCAGUGUUUGGGGGAUGGGUCGGCGGCUGAAGAUGUGCGCCGCGCCUCGUUCUCCAUGGUGUCGCCCCACUAUUCCCCUCAAGACGAAUCGGACUCGGAUGUGGCCGUGAUCAGGCUGCAGCAACCGUUCAACAUUUCCAAUGAAAGUCUGCCCCAGAUUGACUUCAACGAACUGCCAAAGGCAGCGAAAUUCACAGUCAUAGGCUGGGGCAUAACAAACGAAUAUAAAACAACCUGGAACCAAUGUCUGCAGGCUGUUUACGUGGGGCUGGUGCCACAGGACGUGUGCCGCCGCACCAUGUUGCAUCCCAUCACCGACAACAUGUUCUGUGCGCUUGGAGAGAAUGGCGGAGACGCCUGCACGGGCGACUCGGGUGGACCCAUCCUCCAGGCAGGCCGUCCCGUAGGCAUUGUUUCCUGGGGCUAUAGAUGCGGAAGUGGCUCUCCGGGCGUCUACACCCGACUUAGUAGCCCUCCCAUCAAGUACUGGCUCCAGAACCUCCUCGAGCGCCAUUGCAGGGUGUAAUCUAUUGGAAUCUCCAUCGAAAUAAAUUAGAGUUAAUCUCUUUGCUGCACCCAUUGUAUGGCAGUCGACUAAUUCGAUAAUAA
Molecule: messenger RNA, 854 nt
Organism: Drosophila miranda
Lineage: Eukaryota; Metazoa; Arthropoda; Insecta; Diptera; Drosophilidae
Product: chymotrypsin-1
Exons: 1
Coding region: 1-771 (256 amino acids)
Biological process (GO): proteolysis
Molecular function (GO): serine-type endopeptidase activity
Source: RefSeq, a predicted model, not a curated record